Messenger RNA from Gadus macrocephalus (Pacific cod), 4767 nucleotides. Its product is annotated as NACHT, LRR and PYD domains-containing protein 3-like. The transcript is spliced from 15 exons. The coding region runs from base 425 to 4072 and encodes 1215 amino acids. Lineage: Eukaryota; Metazoa; Chordata; Actinopteri; Gadiformes; Gadidae. The record is from RefSeq and is a predicted model, not a curated record. Gene Ontology annotation, molecular function: protein binding.
UAACAGCAGUCAUUGAACAUUUGCUUGUCAUCCUACACACAUUUUUAAUGAGGUCAGCAUUGUCAGUUAGUUGCACACUUUGGACUUCGGUGUCCUCGUUGUAAAACGGUUCUCGAUGCUAGAUUGGGUGGAACGCGGACUUUAAACAGAUUGGCAUGUUGGUUCUCGGUCGAUGAUGUUAUUCCUCACUUUGCCUUUUAUUUCUUCAGAGAGCUGGAGCCAUGGGAGCAACGUUCGAGAUUUUGACACUUGACACUUCAUUUUCUUCAGGAUACUUAGCGUGACUAUUGUUUUGUAAAUGCCCUUGAUUUACAUCCCUUUUGACAUGGAAAAGAAGGAAACAUGAGGACGUGGAGGCCGUGGGGAAUUUGGAAGAGGAGAACAGAAGGCAAGCCAGCACUCUGCAGAGCUGUCAGAAUCGACUAUGAAUGAGGAGAGAGAAGAGGGGGGUCACACCUCUAAAAUCAAUGUGUCUGGAGAACAUGGCCGCCAGGGCCAAACUAAGAGCCCAGAGCAGCACGUGAGACCAGCCUCACCUGUACCCAGCUGCGUCUCCAUGACGAGUGAGAGAUCUAUUCAUUGUCCUCCCAACUUGCAAGACAGACGCCCCUCCAGUGAAAAGAAACAGGAGGAGGAGGAGGCCGUGCGGAGUGAGGAAGAGGAGCCCAGGAGGCUUGCCAUCGCUCUGCAGAGCUGUGGAGACUCCUUGUUUGAAACUACACUGAACAAUGCCUGUCUCGAAUCUGCUAUGAAUGAGGAGAGAGAAGAGGGGGGUCAUACCUCUAAAAUCAAUGUGUCUGGAGAACAUGGCCGCCAGGGCCAAACUGAGAGCCAAGAGCAGCAUGUGAGCACAGCCUCACCUGUACCCAGCUGCGUCUCCAUGAAGAGUGAGAGAUCUAUUCAUUUUCCUCCCAACUUGCAAGACAGACGCCCCUCCAGUGAAAAGAAACAGGAGGACGAGGAGGCCUUGGGGAGUGAGGAAGAGGAGCACAGGAGGCUUGCCAGCGCUCUGCAGAGCUUAAAUAUUUCUGCCGUGUGCCAGCAUGAGCUCAAGACUCACCUGAAGGAGAGGUUCCAGCAUGUGUAUGAGGGAAUCGCUGAAGCAGGUCAGCCAUCAAAGCUCAAUCUGAUCUACACAGAGCUCUUUGUCACCGAGGGAGUCAAUGGAGAGGUCAACAAGGAACAUGAAGUCAGAAUGAUUGAAAAAGCUUUCCGGGAGUCAGUAAAGGGUGAAAAAACAAUCAAAUGUGAAGACAUCUUUAAACGCUUACCUGGGAAAGAUCAUCCAAUCAGAACAAUAAUUACAACUGGAGUGGCAGGCAUUGGUAAAACCUUCUUAACACAAAAGUACACACUGGACUGGGCAGAAGGCAAUGGCAACACCGACAUAGACUUCAUAUUUCACUUCACUUUCAGAGAGCUAAAUUUACUGAGAGAGAAAGAGUUUAGCUUGGUGGAGCUUCUUCAUCACCUAUUCAUUGAAACUAAAAGAGCAGGAAUCUGCAGCUACGACCUAUACAAAGUUAUCUUCAUCUUGGAUGGUCUGGAUGAGUGGCGACUUCCUCUGGACUUCCAGAACGAAAUCUGUACCGAUGUCAACAAGUCUUCCUCGCUCGGUGUGCUGCUGACUAACCUAAUCCGAGGCAACCUGCUUCCCUCCGCCUGCAUCUGGAUAACCACGCGCCCUGCGGCAGCCAAUCAGAUCCCUGCUAUCUGUGUUGACAGGAUGAUAGAGGUGAGAGGUUUCACCAACCCAAAAAAGGAGGAUUACUUCAGGAAAAGAUUCGGAGAAGGGACGCUGGCCAGCACAAUCAUCUCCCAUGUCGAAGCGUCACGAAGCCUCCAAAUCAUGUGUCACAUCCCACUCUUCUGCUGGAUCACUGCUUCAGUUCUGGAGCACAUCUUGACCACAUGCAAGAGAAGAGAAGAGAUGCCCAAGACCCUGACUGGGAUGUACAUCCUCUUCCUGAGGGUUCAGUCCAUACGGAUGGGCAUGAAGUAUCAUGGAAGGGCUGAAACAUAUCCACCCUGGACACCAGAGAGUAGGCAGACCAUUUUGUCUCUGGGGAAAUUGGCUUUUAACCAGCUGGAGAAAGGCAACCUGAUCUUCUACGAGGCAGAUCUGGCAAAGUGUGGCAUUGAUAUCAAAGCCGCCUCACAGUACUCAGGAAUGUUCACCGAGAUCUUUAAGGAGGAGUGUGGACUGGACAAUGAGAAGGUCUUCUGCUUUGUCCAUCUGAGCAUUCAGGAGUUUCUGGCGGCGGUUCAUGUCUUACAUUCCAUCAUCAGCUCUGGUAUAAAUCAGUUUACAGGAUCUUCUGAACUUAGCAAGGAAUAUGGGGUCCAACUCCUACACCAGAGUGCUGUGGACAAGGCCUCCGAGAGUGAGAACGGACACCUGGACUUGUUCCUCCGCUUCCUCCUGGGCCUCUCUAUGGAGGAAAAUCUGAUUCUCCUACAAGGCCUGCUGGAUCACACAGAAAUCUGCCUGCGGAGCAAUCAGGAAACAGUUGUGUACAUUAAGAAGAAAAUAAGUGAAGAUCCCUCUCCAGAGAGAUGUAUCAACCUGUUCCACUGUCUGAAUGAGCUGAACGACCAAUCUCUAGUGGAGGAGAUCCAACAAUACCUGGCAUCAGGAAGACUCUCCAGAACUACUCUCUCCCCUGCUCAGUGGUCAGCUCUGGUCUUCAUCUUACUGUCAUCAGAAGAGGAGCUGGACGUGUUUGACCUGAAGAAAUACACUGCUUCAGAGCAGGGUCUUCUGAGACUGCUGCCAGUGGUCAAAGCCUCCAAAACAUCUUUGCUGAUCGGCUGUAAUCUGUCAGAGGGAUGCUGUGAAGCUUUGGCCUCAGUUCUCAACUCCUCUAGUCUGAGAGAGCUGGACCUUAGUGCCAAUGAUCUUCAGGAUUCAGGAGUGAAGCUGCUCUCUGCUGGACUGGGGAGUCCACAAUGUAGACUGGAAACUCUCAGGCUGAAUGGCAGUCAUCUAUCAGAGAGAAGCUGUAGAGCUCUGGCCUCAGUUCUCAGCUCCAACUCCUCUAGACUGAGAGUACUGGACCUUAGUAACAAUGAUCUGCAGGAUUCAGGAGUAAUACUGCUCUCUGCUGGACUGGGGAGUCCACACUGUACACUGGAAACUCUCAGGCUGAUCAGCUGUAAUCUGUCAGAGAGAUGUUGUGAAGCUCUGGCCUCGGUUCUCAGCUCUGAGUCCUCUAGUCUGAGAGAGGUGGACCUGAGUACCAAUGAUCUGCAGGAUUCAGGAGUAAUACUACUCUCUGCUGGACUGGGGAGUCCACAAUGUAGACUGGAAACUCUCAGGUUGUCUGGCUGCCUGCUCACACAGGAAGGCUGUGCUUCUCUGGCCGCAGCCCUGAGCUCCAACCCCUCCCAUCUGAGAGAGCUGGACCUGAGCUACAAUCACCCAGGAGACUCAGGGGUGACACUGCUCUCUGCUGGACUGGAGGGUCCCCACUGGAAACUGGACACCCUCAGUGUUGACCACGGCGAGGUCUCGAGGCUGGAAUCAGGUUUGAGGAAGUACGCCUCUGACUUCACAUUGGACCCAAACACAGCCCACCGUGAACUCUCUCUCUCUGAGGACCAGAGAAAGGUGACCAACGUUGAGGAGCAGGAGGGGUGUAAUGUCUCCAGACAGGUGUUGUGUGGACAGGGUCUGACUGGCCGCUGUUACUGGGAGGUAGAGUGGAAAGGGGAGGUUUUUAUCGGAGUGGCGUACAGAGGAAUAACAAACCAAGGAAAGAGUGAUGGGACUUGUCUUGGAUACAAUGACCAGUCCUGGAGUCUUUAUUGUUUUGGUGAUCGGUUCUCUGCCUGGUACGACAGUAUAAGGACAAGGAUAAGCUUCCACUGCUCUAAUAAUAACAGAGUAGGAGUAUAUUUGGACCGACCUGCUGGCACCCUGUCCUUUUACAGUGUGUCCCCAGGUGUAGGAGGGCCCUCAGACACACUGACGCUCAUUCACACCUUCAAGUCCACAUUCACACAUGGCAACCUCUUUCCUGGGUUUGGGUUGAACCGCUAUGGUUCCUCAGUGUCCCUAUGUCGGCUCUAGUUAGCCCACACACACACAGACACACACACAGACACACACUCACUCACUCACUCACUCACUCACUCACUCACUCACUCACUCACUCACUCACUCACUCACUCACUCACUCACUCACUCACUCACUCACUCACUCACUCACUCACUCACUCACUCACUCACUCACUCACUCACUCACUCUUUGUUAAAUCUGAUUAUAUAGAAUUAUUUCAGUUAGGGACAUUUAUUUUCAUAUAGUGAUCAUUGAGCUAUAUUCAUCAAUCUAAUUCAAAAGUUUAUUUUUCUUUUCUAUCAAACUGCUACUUUUUUAUGAUUUGAGGCAAUGUAAUAAAUUGAAAUGGUGUUGAAUUUUUUGCUCUAAAAUAAACAUUAAUUAAACUAGUUUUAAUUGUUAGAUAAACAAACUAACACUUAACACGUUAUUGAAACAUUUAAAUGAAAAACACUGUAGCGACCCACGGGGCUGCGUCGUCAUAUUGGUUAGCGCGCAAAGGGUCUUUACUGUAAGAGUUUUGUGUUUAGGGGAUUUUACUGCGUAAAGUGUUCUGAUUGUUUUGUUGUUUUGGUUCAUGGUUCCGUGACACAGACCAUUGUAAACUGACUGACGAUGUAGGACCUUUGUUCAAAUGUAUAUUCUGUGUUUAAAGUGGGUUUAUGUGUAUCAAAAUAAAAGUAACCCCCGGGGGUCAUGCGUUUUA